UCAACUUACUAAAUACAACAAGUAACAAUCUAAAUUGUUGAAAAUUUGUUUCUUUUUUUUCAUUGACGAUUUUAAAUUGUGAUUAGAUUCACGGACAGGAAUUACUAUUAAAUUGUAAUUAAAGAGGCGUUGAAUUAAUGGAAACGUCAUUAAACCAGUUUCUCUGUUAAUUUCAUGUCUUGUUAAUUGUAUCUCUUCUUGAUUGUCUUCAAUUAGCAAUUUAUUUUAAUUCUAAAUUGUUAUCAUUGAAUAUAAUUAACAGGAGACUAUUUAUUUAACCAAAUUUUACAAUCCAUUUGAUUCUGUGAACUAUUAAUCUGUGAUCAUUACAGUUAAACAUUUCCACAAGCUAUUGGAAUCUUAAUCGUCACAAUUAGUUGAUUCUUUUGCUUCAACAAUUAAAAAUGUCACUUGUUAAUCAAUCUGAAUUCAACAACAUCUCUUACAAUGAUCAUCAAAACAAAUCAUCUGAAAUAUUAUCAAAAACAAUCACGAUUGUAUCUUCAAUAUUACCGUUACAAUUACCAAUCAAUUUAACCAAUUUAAUUGCGACUUUAAUUGUGAUAUUAACAGUUUUUACCUUAAGUAAAUUGAUUCCUUUGAUUAUAAUGUUGAUCAAAUUAAAACGUUUACCUCAACAAUCAAGUAAUUGGUUAUUAGGACACUUGGGUAAUUUACUUCCUCCUCCGUUUACCUCAAACAAUCAAUUUGGUAAAGGUCUCAAGAAUUGUGUUGACAGAUUGGAAACUUUUCUCCAUCAAAAUGGAUUAAUGGUCUUCUGGGUAUCAUGGUUUCCAAUUAUCAUGAUAACCGAUCAUCAAAUCUUAAUGAAAUUAACAUCGGCAACAAUAGAGAAAGGUCCAGGUCCUGAUGUGGCUCGAAACUUUUUCGGCGAUGGUUUGGUUGUACAAAAUUCUCGUAAAUGGAAAGGUAGACGUAAACUGUUGGCUCCAGGUUAUCACAUUUCGGCUCUUGCAAAUUAUUUACCAACGAUAUCAAAAGUUGCUCGAAAUCGGGUUCGAUUGAUUAAAGAAAUUUCCAAUGACGAACCAAUUGAUACCCGACGAUUUACCCAAGAAACUGGUAUGGACAUGACGUGUGAAAUUACGCUGGGAAUUGAAAGCGGUACCAAAGGAACCCCUGGUUGGUUAUAUCGUAAAUCUAUUGACGUUGCUCUCGAAAUGAUGCUAAUCAAAGCAAUUAAUCCACUUUACUGGUUUGAGUCAAUUUUCCGUUGGACAGUUGACGGUAAAAGAUCACGAAUCGCCUCACAAUAUAUCCGUUCAUUUCCUACCUCGCUCAUUGAGACUCGAAAGGUCACCCAUGUUCCCGGAAGCAUAAACCCAAAGAAAUAUAAUCCCUCGGUUAGAUUUAGUUUACUUGAUUGUCUAAUCGAUUUACACUUAUUAAGUCAAUCGGCUGAUAAAGCUUACUCAUUUUCUACGGCUGAUAUUCUUGAAGAGACAAAUAGUGCUCUUUUCGCAGGGAACGAAACUACCGCUGGCUCAAUGGCCUGGACAAUGUUCCAUCUCGCCGCUAAUCUGGAAAUUCAGGAAAGAGUUUACUUGGAAUUGGUUGAAAAUGGUUUCACUGGACCAGGAAGUUCGGACUACACGGAAGAUGGACUUAAAUCGUUAAAGUAUUUAGAAUGUUGCGUUAAAGAAAGUCUUCGUCUUUGUCCACCAAUUCAUACAACUACACGACGGCUAGAUGAAGAUCUUACAACGGACAAAGGUCAAGUUUUACCGAAAGGAAGUGUCCUCGCUUUAAGUAUCUAUUACAUUCAUCGUGAUCCACAAUUUUGGCCUGAACCAGAUAAAUUUAUACCUGAAAGAUUUUCCCUGGACCUUUGUUCAUCUCGACCUUCACUUGCAUACAUUCCCUUUGGCUUUGGUCAACGACAAUGUUUAGGUCAAAAGUUAGCCAUGAGAGAGAUCAAAGUAGUUAUCGCAGAAGUGAUAGCAAACUUUCAAUUAGAGAAUUGUGAAACUUUUGAUAACAUCGAUACCGCUUUUCUUGGUACAUAUCGUUCAGUUGAAAGUUUAAAGAUCAAAUUCAAACCGCGCAUAACGAACAAUCAAUAGAUUGUUACUCGAUAAUCAACACAACAUUUCAAUUGUAGAGGAAAAUUAAUAUAAGUAAAUCAUCAAGAAUAAUCAUUUAUUAUUGUCUGUUAACAAAAGAUUAAACAAUUUAAGUUUAAAUUACUAA
Panonychus citri (citrus red mite) is the source of this 2211-nucleotide messenger RNA. Its product is annotated as probable cytochrome P450 4ac1. The transcript has 3 exons. Gene Ontology annotation, molecular function: monooxygenase activity; heme binding; iron ion binding. Lineage: Eukaryota; Metazoa; Arthropoda; Arachnida; Trombidiformes; Tetranychidae. The record is from RefSeq and is a predicted model, not a curated record. Bases 405 to 2084 code for a protein of 559 amino acids.